Molecule: messenger RNA, 1425 nt
Organism: Lichtheimia ornata
Lineage: Eukaryota; Fungi; Mucoromycota; Mucoromycetes; Mucorales; Lichtheimiaceae
Exons: 5
Coding region: 1-1425 (474 amino acids)
Biological process (GO): phospholipid biosynthetic process; regulation of transcription by RNA polymerase II; endoplasmic reticulum unfolded protein response
Cellular component (GO): nucleus; endoplasmic reticulum
Molecular function (GO): transcription corepressor activity
Source: RefSeq, a predicted model, not a curated record
AUGACUCAGCAAUCGCAUUCCUCGCCAAUGUCCAUUACACAGCUGUGUAAUUCCGAAGACAAGCCCAUUGUUACAGCCAAUGGAGUAGACGAGAAUGAUCCUGAUGUUCAAUUGGCAGUAGAAGCUCUUGGGGAUAUGGCUAAAGUUACCCUCCCACCUUUGAUGACACACCAACAGCAGCAGCAACAACAUCCAUCAGCUCCUUCAACAACACCAAGUUCACCUCUUCCAACACCCACCACGUCAUCUCUUUCCAAUUCACGCUUUUCUUUCUCAAGUGAUUCUUCGAUUACAACCCAAGACGAUGAACAAUAUCCACCACGAGCAUUCAUGAAUCGUAUGUCAGAUUUGCCUCUUGUGAAUUCAGCUCUACGUGCAUACGAGAGCGGGAAUGGAGCUAUCAAAUACAGCGUUGACAUGGUCGGAUCAUUUGCAGAUAAAUUUGGAAACAGCAGUAGUCGCCGCGGCUCAUCUGCUAGCUCAGUCGAGGAGGCAUCAGAAGACGAGGCUGCUCUGGCAGCGGCCAGUGCUCUUGCAAGAGCUUCACUUUCAGACAACAAUGAAGGAUUCAGGAGGCGACGUCCCGAUGAAGAUGCACGUGAUGAUAAAUUACACAAGAAACGCCCUACUUCUCGUUCUACAUCGCCUCUUCGACCCUACGCCCUUGCUCCAAAAUCAGCUUCAGGUCCACGCCACCAUCAUCCUCAUGCUUCGCUUCCAAGAAGUCGAUGGCAACAACUCAUGGUGCAUGCUGGCUCUGCUGCGGGUACUACAGCUGCCGUCAUUAGCGAAGAAAGCAUGAAAUGUCUCCGAUAUUGCCUGAGUUGGCUACAGUAUGCAAUCCGACACAUUGAAAGACAAAUGGAUAUUGUGCGUAACUACUUGGUGUCGCUUGCUUCUUCCAAGGAUACGAAAACCGUUUCCACGACAACAUCAUCAUCAACGCUAUCCAAUGUGAAAAAGGAAAUUGUGGAUACACUACGCAAGGUGGUAGAAGUGGUGAGUCGAUAUGCCGGAUCGGGGCUUCCGGAACAAGCCAAAGCAAGCGUACGCCGUUUUAUCUUGGCACUCCCUGGUCGUUGGGCUACGAUUCAAACUUCAACCACGGCAUCACCUGCAUCAUCGCCUGCUUUGGGACCUCAUGUACAGCCUCAUGCUCAAGAAACAUCUAUCAAGUUGUUGACGUUUGGUGAUGAGUCCAUUGAAAUGUUGCGUUCUGUCUCUGGUGUCUUUUCUGAUACAAUCGAUCGUGCUGAAUUAUGGAUUCAUCGAUUGCGUGUGGUGGGUGUGGCAGGUCCGUCAGCUCGUCGACGUCCACAAAAGAACGUUGCUUCAUCAUCAUCACCACCACCAUCAUCGUCGUCUGGUAGUAACAGCCCUCAACAUGAACAAGAUAAAGAUGUCAUGAUGGACACUUCUAGUUGA